Messenger RNA from Kuraishia capsulata CBS 1993, 468 nucleotides. RefSeq lists its product as uncharacterized. Gene Ontology annotation, molecular function: IMP dehydrogenase activity. The transcript has a single exon. Gene Ontology annotation, biological process: GTP biosynthetic process. The record is from RefSeq and is a predicted model, not a curated record. Bases 1 to 468 code for a protein of 155 amino acids. Gene Ontology annotation, cellular component: cytoplasm. Lineage: Eukaryota; Fungi; Ascomycota; Pichiomycetes; Pichiales; Pichiaceae.
AUGUCGUUUGCCGAUUACUCGAAAGCUCUUGAUCUCCUCAAGGAAUACCCAACCAAAGACGGUCUUGAUGUCAAGACACUCAUGGACUCCGCCGCCAGAGGUGGUUUGACCUACAACGACUUUUUGGUGCUUCCAGGCAAGAUCGAUUUCCCCUCUUCGAUUGUUUCUUUGGACUCAAAGUUGACCAAGAAGAUCUCGCUGAGAACUCCUUUUGUGUCUUCGCCUAUGGACACUGUCACUGAGGCCAACAUGGCCAUUCACAUGGCUCUGCUCGGUGGUAUUGGUAUCAUCCACCACAACUGUACUGCUGACGAGCAGGCCGCCAUGGUCAGAAAGGUCAAGAAGUACGAGAACGGUUUCAUCAAUGACCCUGUUGUUGUUGGACCAACCAUCACCGUCGGUGAGGUGAGAUCCAUGGGACAGCAGUACGGAUUCACCUCCUUCCCCGUCACCGGUAUGUCUUACUAA